Messenger RNA from Danio aesculapii, 3906 nucleotides. It is a transcript of the gene uso1, whose product is annotated as USO1 vesicle transport factor. Lineage: Eukaryota; Metazoa; Chordata; Actinopteri; Cypriniformes; Danionidae. The record is from RefSeq and is a predicted model, not a curated record. Gene Ontology annotation, biological process: intracellular protein transport; transcytosis; vesicle fusion with Golgi apparatus. Gene Ontology annotation, molecular function: protein binding. The coding region runs from base 165 to 3035 and encodes 956 amino acids. The transcript is spliced from 26 exons. Gene Ontology annotation, cellular component: endoplasmic reticulum; cytoplasm; ER to Golgi transport vesicle membrane.
GUCAGUUCCGGGCUGGGUGCUGGUGUGUUGUGAGAUCAACAUCAGGCAGCUGCUGUUUAAUGACAUUUGCUGUUUACCUCUCCUGGAAAAUCUGUUUAUUUCACCUGAGGUUCAGUCUGCCUUGUGAUCGACGUUCAAAAUAUUAGUAAAGCGGACACAGAACGAUGGAUUUUCUGAGGGGAGUAAUGGGAAGCAAACCAGCAGGCCCGCAGCCGACUGGAGCAGAAACAAUUCAGAAGCUGUGUGAUCGUGUGGCUUCAUCAACCCUGUUGGAGGAUCGAAGAGAUGCUGUUCGUGCCCUCAAAUCCCUGUCCAAGAAAUACCGUCUGGAGGUUGGCACAAUGUCAAUGGACCAUUUGGUUCGUAUACUGCAGACUGACCGGUCAGACACUGAAAUCCUAGGUUAUGCUUUGGACACUUUGUACAACAUUGUUUGCAACGAUGAAGAGGAGGAACAAGAUGAUUCUGAAGAAGAGAACCAGCAGAAGCAGGAGGAUGAUUUGGGUGCUCAGUUCACUGACAAGUUCAUCCAGGAGCCAGAAAACAUCACUCUCCUUCUUACACUGUUGGAGGAGUUUGACUUCCAUGUUCGCUGGCCAGGUGUGAAGCUUCUAACUGCACUUUUGAAAAGCCAGUGUGCUCAAGUCCAGGGCAUCGUCUUGGUCAGCCCAAUGGGAGUGUCCAGGUUAAUGGAUCUCCUUGCUGACUCCAGAGAAGUUAUACGUAAUGAUGGCCUCCUUUUACUGCAGCAGCUAACCAAAGGCAAUGCUGCAAUUCAGAAAAUCGUGGCUUUUGAAAAUGCAUUUGAGAGGCUUCUUGAUAUUAUCACAGAGGAGGGUUCAAGUGAUGGAGGUAUUGUGGUGGAGGACUGUCUCCUGUUGUUGCUCAACCUGCUGAAGAACAACAGCUCCAACCAGAAUUUUUUCAAGGAAGGCUCUUAUAUCCAAAAGAUGAAGCCGUGGUUUGAGGUGGGAGAUGACAACUCUGGCUGGUCAGCCCAGAAGGUCACCAACCUCCAUCUAAUGCUGCAGCUGGUGCGAGUGUUGGUCUCUCCAGUGAACUCUCCAGGGGCCACAGCCAGCUGUCAGAAGGCCAUGUUCCAGUGUGGGCUCCUUCAGCAGCUCUGCACCAUCCUCAUGGCCACAGGAGUUCCUGCAGACAUCCUCACAGAGACCAUCAAUACUGUGUCAGAGGUCAUACGAGGCUCUGAAGUGAAUCAGGACUACUUUGCAUCUGUUAACGCACCAUCUAAUCCACCAAGGCCUGCAAUUGUGGUCCUUCUCAUGUCCAUGGUGAAUGAGAGACAGCCGUUUGUUCUCCGCUGUGCUGUACUAUACUGUUUCCAGUGCUUCCUCUACAAGAACCAAAAAGGACAGGGGGAGAUUGUUGCCACACUGCUGCCCUCCACUAUUGAUGCAAACUCUAUCUCAGCAGGCCAGCUGUUGUGUGGAGGUCUGUUCUCGCCAGACUCCCUGUCAAACUGGUGUGCCGCUGUUGCUUUGGCUCAUGCACUGCAGGAUAAUCUCACCCAGAAAGAGCAGCUACUGCGGGUACAGUUGGCCACCAGUCUGGGCAAACCACCGGUUUCUCUUCUUCAACAGUGCACCAACAUCCUCUCCCAGGGUGAUAAGCUCAACCGAAGGGGCAGUAGGGUGCAGACGAAGGUCGGUCUCCUCAUGUUGCUUUGCACCUGGAUCAGUAACUGUCCAAUCGCUGUCAUGCACUUCCUGCACAAUCAAGACAAUGUUCCCUUUCUGACAGGUCAAAUCUCAGAAAACCUGGGUGAGGAUGAGCGACUGGUUCAGGGUCUCUGUGCUCUGUUAUUGGGGAUUUGUAUCUACUAUAAUGACAACAGUUUAGAGAACUACACUAAAGAAAAGCUGAAGCAGUUGAUUGAGAAGCGCAUAGGAAAAGAAAACUUUGUGGAGAAACUGGCCUUUAUAACGAAACACGAAUUAUAUUCUCGGGCUGCUCAGAAACCUCAGCCAGCCUUUUCCACACCAGAACACAUGCUGUUUGAUCAUGAAUUUACCAAACUUGUCAAAGAGUUAGAAGGUAUGAUAACAAAAGCAGUUCUAAGGUCAAGCGAAGAAGAGAAAAAGGAGGAAGAGGUUAAGAAAACACUAGAGCAACAUGACAGCAUUGUAACCCAAUACAAAGAGUUGAUCAGAGAACAGGAUUCUCAGAUAAAUGAGCUGAAGAAACAAGUGACCUCUCUCACAUCCCAGACUGAAAAUUUGGAGAGCACCAUAACACAACAGCUUUCUCAGAUCCAGCAGCACAAAGAUCAGUACAACAUCCUCAAACUUAAACUAGGUAAAGAUACGCAGCAGACAGGUAAUCAGGCGGAGGCGGCUCAUGUCAACGGCCUGCAGCCAGAAGAGCUGAGUCAGCUCCGAGAACGACUUGAGGAAAUGCAAACACAAAACCAGCUAUUGCAGACACAGCUGACCGAGAAGGACUCUCUAAUAACCAGCCUGAAAGCUGAGAAUGUGCCAUCAGCAGAGGAUUCAACAUCGGAGGUCACAGAAUUACGAAAGGAGGUAGAAGGGCUGAAAGCUCAGCUGCAGAGCCAGACUGCGGAGAUCACACAACUGCAGAAUGAAAGACAGGAGCUUCUCCGAGGAGCUGAACCCACAGCUGCGGUCCCAGCAGAAGAAAGUGUCUACAAAGAGAAGAUUGCAGAGCUGGAGAGCAGACUGUCUGCUCAGACCACAGAGACCCAGAAGCUCAAGGGUGAAGUUAAAACUCUUCUGGAGAGGAAAGAAUCGAUGGAGAAAGACCUUGCUUCGGCCACAAGCACAUCCGCCAUCUUGCAGGCAGAAAAAAACAAGUUACAGCAGGAGGUGCAGGAUUCCAAAAAAGAACAAGACGAUCUUCUCAUGCUCCUCGCUGACCAGGACCAGAAGAUUUUGAGCCUCAAACAGAGACUCAAAGAUUUGGGAGAGCCGAUUGAAGAUGAGGACGAUCUGGAUUCAAGGGACCAGUUUGAUGAUGACGAUGAAGAAGAGGAGGAGGAAGAGUGCGAUGAAUAAUAAAAUAAAGGAUUUAAUUAUUAGUGGAAGUGAAAGACUGCUGCUAACAUGUCACUUACACAAAUAGAAAGAAAAGGCCUUGGACAGUAGAACUGAUCUUCUGAUUUUUAGAAGAAUUCCAUAUUUCUUUCAUUUCUUCAGACCUGCGUUUUAAUUUUUAGAGAGAGGAUUACUUUGCCAGCAUGGUGAACUGGACCCGUUUCAUUUCAAAGAAGUUUAAGUGUUUGUUCAGAUAAUAAACACAAGUGAAUACUUUAUUUUUGAUCCACAUUCCCAAAGCUUAUGUCCUGGCCGCACACAAUAGAAGAUUCUGAAGAGAUCUUUGCACUAAUAAUGGAGAGGAGACAAUAAAGAGAAGAUCCCAUGGAGAAAGUUCAGUCUGCGUUUCUAUACUGCUUAAAAACUGAUGAGAGUGUUGUGGAUGGAUGGAUGGAUGGAUGUAUGGAUUGUGCAAGACAUGCCUUCUCUGCUCAGGUGCAUAGUGAGCUCUGUCUAACAUCUCAUUCAAGUUAUGUCUACUUCCUCUUUUGCAUUAGAUUGCUGCCUGGUCACACGGCUGUUAAAUAUUUAUUGUUCUUUCAGCGGUUCCUCCAUGUUUGUAGCUUUCAAAAUUGUUCAGCCAUCAUCAUCAUCAUCAUCAUCAUUCUCUCAAAAGUCACAAACACAUUCAACCUACGUUGUAUUUAGUUGUGCUCACAUCUGCCAGCUUGUUUUCCCAUGUGCUGCUCUUCAACAUGACACUGCUGAAUGCUGGGAUUGUACACCUUCAGGUUCCUCUAAAACUGGAGAGUUUUUUUGGCAAAGUUUGAUUUAGCCAUUGGAUAAUUUAUGGAUGAGCCUCACAAUAAACUGUACCAAUAUUUGUCUGUGA